Messenger RNA from Paramecium sonneborni, 244 nucleotides. The record is from the annotation of a GenBank genome assembly. Lineage: Eukaryota; Ciliophora; Oligohymenophorea; Peniculida; Parameciidae.
AUGGAAUACUUCUUAUUGAAUUAUUAAAAAUAUAAAAAUGUAUAUUGUUCGGCACCUAAUCCAAUGAUGCCUCUUGUUUAUACUAUGAAAUCUUCUUUUAAUUCAAUAGCCAGCUAAAAUCCAAAAACAGGAUUUCCUUCCAGAUGUAUCGAUUUUACUCAAUUUUUUAAAUGUAACAAAUUUUGUCAGACAUUAAAUUGCUCAUAUAAAAUCUUAGUUUACACCUAAAUGUAGAGCUUAUGAU